AUGGCUACCGCAGAUCUCCACGACACCGUCGGAGCUCUUCAAAUUGGCUCCUUGUUCUCUAUCUUCCUCUAUGGGAUUCUCACGCUCCAGGCCCAUAUGUAUUACCAGAAGUUCAAAGACGAUAGAUGGCAACUUAGGAUGUUGGUGGCACUAGCUUGGCUUUUGGAACUCGGCCAUACGUUCUGCGUCAGCGCCGAAAUAUACAAGGCUACCAUAACAUAUUAUGGUCGCCCUGAUAAACUGUUCCCUUUCCCGUUCCUUGGGGCGUCGACGGCUGUUGGUGGGGGCAUUGCCUUUCUCGCCCAUUCCUUCUUCUCUGUCCGAGUGUUUAGGGUACUUCCAAGACCAUGGAACUGUGUUGGGGCUGUUACUUUCCUCAUCGCCCUCGUGCGUUUCAUCGGGAGUAUUGUCCUUGCAGCCCGCGCCGUCAGUGCCCCAGGUCUUGAAGAGUAUCGAAGAAGCGUCGGAUGGAUGGCGGUCUCGCUGUUGUCGAUGGGCGCAGCGAUUGACAUUAUGAUCGCUACGUCUAUGCUAUUCUAUUUGUAUGGUCAGCGCGAAAAGGUUCUGGCUAGGUCUGUUCGCUUGAUUGACCGCCUGGUACAAUACACGUUGUGUACUGGGUUGCUUCCAAGCCUUUCGGCCGUAGUGAUGGUCAUCAUGUACAGCGUUGAUCCAGAUUCAAUGAUCUGGCUGGCGAUCUACACUUGCCUUGCGAAGUUGUAUUCGAACAGCGUCCUCGCGUCACUCAACGCUCGCGCUACACUUCGAUCGACGUUCAAUGACAGUUCAUCGGCCGCACCCUUUGGACGCCCGACUCGAGCGAAUGAUCCCAGCCAACUUGUGGUGGCUGUUGAGAUGAAGUCGGCCGUCACUCACGAUGGCCAAGACCAGAUGAGCAAGUCCUAUGACUUUGAGCAUGCUUGA
Coprinopsis cinerea okayama7#130 is the source of this 924-nucleotide messenger RNA. RefSeq lists its product as hypothetical. The coding region runs from base 1 to 924 and encodes 307 amino acids. The transcript is spliced from 12 exons. The record is from RefSeq and is a predicted model, not a curated record. NCBI's taxonomy places the organism in Eukaryota, Fungi, Basidiomycota, Agaricomycetes, Agaricales, Psathyrellaceae.